CAGUAAAUAACAGAGAAACAGAUAUGAAAUAUUAUAUGCACCAAUCAUAAAGCAUAUCUAUGUUUAGGGUACAAUAUUACCGUCUUACGUCAAGUCGUGUGCUUGUGUUAACUUUGUUUCGUAACAAAAUACAUUUCAAUAUAACUAUGAAGUUCACAUGGAUACUUGUUUUGAUAUCUACAAUGACUAUGAUAAAAUGCAAACCAGCUGAUAUUGACGAUCAUUUGUCAGAAUCCAAUACUGCAUUAGAUCUUGAAACAAAUAAAACGAUACAUCUUAUGAAACGUAGCAAGGACGCUGUUAAUAAACGGAAGAAGUUUUUGAUAACAUUUAAACCACAUAUAAAAUAUCAUCGCAGGCACAGACGAGUUAAGAAGAGAGAGCCAAUGAGAAAAACGCAAAAAAACGCAAUUACAAAGAAUAUCACCAAAUCUAAUAAUAAUUAUAAAAAUAGCAGAAACAUUUUUGAGGAAUAUAUUGACAAAACACAUGGGAAUCAACGAAUAACUAACUCAGAUGAAAUUAAAACAAAGGAGCUUAGAGAAAAGAAUACACGUUCUGAAUCUAAAAGCAUCGUCGCCAAAGCCAGGAGAGAAUCCGUAAAAUGUCUCCGAAAGUGUUGCAAGUUUAAAAAUAUAUUUAAAAAUCACAAUUGUCUUUCUAAUUUUAAACGAUUUGGACGGCAAUAUCUAUCGAAUAGAAGUAUUCGAUUUAUAAAAGUUGCUGGCAAUAUAUGCAUAAAUGGAAAUUUAGAAGAAAACGAUAAAAAAUCUUUAAGUGACCGAGUUGUAGACUCAACUCAAUCACUCGAUCGAUCGAUCACAACGAGUAUCGAUUCGUUAAUUCAAAAUAAAUUAAGUCUUGGAGAGGAAGAAAUAUAUAAAACAAACGCAAGAUUGAUAAACGAUGAAAAUAUAAAUAACAGCUCACGUUUAAAAAGAAGCGCUAAUAUUAUAGAAGAGGAACGUAUGGCGACCACUUCAUCAGGUUUCAGAUUCACUGGUCGAGAUACCUCGAUACACUCCAAUUUUAUUUAUAAAAAUAUACAUAAUUAAA
This is a messenger RNA of Vanessa atalanta (red admiral), 1056 nucleotides long. RefSeq lists its product as uncharacterized. The transcript has 3 exons. Bases 60 to 1055 code for a protein of 331 amino acids. Lineage: Eukaryota; Metazoa; Arthropoda; Insecta; Lepidoptera; Nymphalidae. The record is from RefSeq and is a predicted model, not a curated record.